Messenger RNA from Sinocyclocheilus grahami, 1279 nucleotides. Its product is annotated as forkhead box protein L2-like. Gene Ontology annotation, biological process: anatomical structure morphogenesis; cell differentiation; regulation of transcription by RNA polymerase II. Gene Ontology annotation, molecular function: DNA-binding transcription factor activity, RNA polymerase II-specific; RNA polymerase II cis-regulatory region sequence-specific DNA binding. Bases 134 to 1009 code for a protein of 291 amino acids. The transcript is spliced from 2 exons. The record is from RefSeq and is a predicted model, not a curated record. Lineage: Eukaryota; Metazoa; Chordata; Actinopteri; Cypriniformes; Cyprinidae.
CUCGAGUCAAUCACAGCCAAACCGAGCGUUACCAAAGCAGGAGCUUGUUUUAUUUCAUUCAAAAGUUCAUUCAUCAUUUAUGGAUCUGCGGUGACCCGAUGCGCGCACCAAACAUCCAGAGCUGAAACCAGUGAUGGCAUCUUACCAUAGCUUGGACGAUGACGCAAUGGCUUUGAUGGUCCACGACACGAACGCGGUGAAGAAAGAAGAGUUCGCGAAGGACGCGCCGCUCCAAGAGCCGAGUUCUGAGAAGGUGGAUGCGUCUCAGAAGCCGCCUUACUCCUACGUGGCUCUGAUCGCCAUGGCCAUCCGGGAAAGCGCGGAAAAGAGACUGACCCUCUCCGGUAUCUACCAGUACAUCAUCACCAAAUUCCCUUUCUACGAGAAAAACAAGAAGGGCUGGCAAAACAGCAUCCGACACAACUUGAGUCUCAACGAAUGCUUCAUUAAAGUUCCGCGUGAAGGCGGAGGGGAGCGCAAAGGCAACUACUGGACUCUGGAUCCGGCUUGCGAGGAUAUGUUCGAGAAGGGCAACUACCGGCGCCGGAGGCGCAUGAAGCGGCCUUUCAGACCGCCAGCGGCUCACUUCCAGCCGGGUAAGGCUCUCUUCGGCGGGGAGGCAUACGGUAGCUUCCUCCCCGCGCCCAAGUAUCUCCAAACCGGCUUCAUGAACAACAGCUGGCCGCUUGCGCAACCGGCGCCACCGAUGAGUUACGCGUCUUGCCAGAUAGCCAACGGCAAUAUGGGUGUCAUGAAAGGGCUGUCAGGUCCGUCUUACAACCCCUACAGUCGAAUGCAAGCCAUGGGGCUGCCGAACAUGAUGAACUCGUACAGCGGGAUGGGGCAUCACCAGCACCAGGCGCCGCCGGCGGCGCAGCAGCCCUCCCCGGUUCCGUCCAACUCCGCGGCCGCUCUGCAGUUCACCUGCUCCCGCCAGCCGCCAGAGCUCUACUCGUACUGGGACCACGAGGUCAAAAACUCCUCGUUGCACUCACGGAUUGACAUUUGAACCGAGGGAAUGCGCGAAGGGGACUUGGAUCUGCGUCUGUUUUACGCAUCCAGCAAGGUAAACAGGGUGACUUUUUAUUGCUGAAGAACAAACACAGAUCUAAACUAUCUCAGUCCCCAUAGAUGCUCUGGACUGCAUGGAUAAAGUUUUUUUAUUAUUCUAAAUGCGUAGUUUUUGAUGUGAUCGCUUCAGGAUAAACACGUUUUAUCUUCAGUUUCCUGAUCGAAAAUUCAUUUGAGGACAGAAUAGAACGAAAAGCAUGGGCGAGAU